AUGGCACGCACUCACCGAAGGGAUUCGUCAACGGAGCGCCCCGAUACGAGCUCGUCCUUAAUAAAGAAGCUCAAGUCCUCCCAUGUCUCUUCACCCACGAAUGGCACGUCGGCAGCAGACCCCACACCCUUCUUCGCCUCAGGCCUCCUUGAUCACUGUAACAUCGCCCAGCUCCAUUCUGGCUAUGUGGCCAACGAGCCAUUCAAAUAUUCCGUCGUCGAAAAGCUGUUCCAGGACGAGCUAUUACAAAAGGUCAAGGACGAGUGUCUGAGUGAGCUCAGCUUCACCGAAAAAGAGACGGACAUCUAUAAAGUCAACCAAACCGGCGACCUUGCUUCGCUUAACUAUCUUACAUCCUCCCAAAUAUCCCUUCUCCCCAAUCUCCUCGCCCUCCGCGAUGCGCUGUACUCACAAAAGUUUCGUGACUUUCUUCGUGCGGUCACUGGCUGUGGUCCACUGUCCGGCACAAAACAGGACAUGUCCGUCAAUUCAUACACCCGUGGAUGCCAUCUUCUAAAUCACGACGAUGUUAUCGGCACCCGACGGGUUUCCUAUAUUCUCUAUAUGCCCUUACCACACUUCCAGUACUGGCAAAAGGACUGGGGAGGUGCCCUCGAACUCUACCCGACUGUUGUGGGUCCGGAUGGAGAACGAGAGCCUACUUGUACCCCGUUGAAGACGAUUCCGCCGAGCUGGAACCAGUUUAUCUUCUUUGAAGUGCAACCGGGGCUGAGUUUCCAUUCAGUGGAAGAGGUUGUUGUCGGCGGUGAGGGUGAAGAUGGGCGAGCGAGGCUGAGCAUCAGUGGAUGGUUUCAUGCGGCACAAGAGGGCGAAGAAGGCUACGUCGCAGCUGAGUCGGAAAGCCAAGUCAAAAGCUCAAGAGAGCAACUCGCCAUGACUUCCACCGAGUUCAAGCAGUAUCCAGCCGAGCUGGAUGGCCCACCAGAAGAUACCCUCUCUGAAAAGCAUACCACUUUCUUAUCCGAAUUUCUCAACCCCGUAUACCUCCAGCCUCGCACGAUGAAAGCUCUCGCCUCGCGAUUCGUCGAAGAAUCGUCGCUCGAGCUCCACUCAUUCCUCUCAAACGAACUAGCCUCGGCACUCGAACCAAGAUUACGCGAGUUGGAUGCCGCUGAUGGUCUUGGUCCCGAUCGCGCGGGCAAAGUGCCCGCUCAUUCGUGCGGGACAACUGGGGCAUGGGACACCAAAGGCCCGCCACACAAAUGGCGAUACUGUAUUCUCCGACCGCACGAAUCAGCGCAAGCUGUAACGCCUCGAGCGGCAGCGGGUUGCGACGAAAUCGUUCGCGGAAUUCAAGACGAGCUGUUUAGCUCGGUCGCAUUCCGUGCAUGGCUCGCCGCAGUCUCAAGACUGGUACCGACGAGGUACUGUGUAGAGGCACGACGGUUCAGGCCUGGUUUGGACUAUACUCUGGCAACCAGUGAAGAGAAAGAGGCGCGGUUGGACGUGCGAAGAAGCGCUCGCGGAAGAAUGCUAGUGAGCCCAAGCCUAGGGGUUGGCAGGCCGCAGAGUGGGGUGGUUGGGAGUGUUACAUGGCCCCACACAAUGAGGGAAGACGAUCCCGCCGUAUAUCGGUCGGGAACCAUCAAAAAACCGAAGGCCAAUGGAAACGGGGUCGCCAAUGGAAAUGGUCACGUGCCAGACUCUGAAGACGCGGGCGAGGAAAACGGCGACACGUCGAUGGAUGGUGAAGCGGGGUCAGAGGGAGACGUGUCGAUGGCAGACGACGAAGAAGACAGCACGUUGCUCACCGUCCAACCUGGGUUUAAUCGCCUGUUGCUUGUGCUGCGAGACGAGCGAGUGAUGCGAUUUGUCAAGUACGUGUCGGCGUCAGCGGAAGGAUCGAGAUGGGACGUGUGUGGCGAGUACGAGGUCGGCAUGGUUGAGCGGGAAGACGACAGCGACCCGGAGGACUCAGAAGAUGACGCUGAAGGGGAGGAAGAGGCGUGA
Messenger RNA from Mycena indigotica, 1971 nucleotides. RefSeq names its product Nuclear protein. Gene Ontology annotation, biological process: regulation of translational termination; peptidyl-proline hydroxylation. The record is from RefSeq and is a predicted model, not a curated record. Gene Ontology annotation, molecular function: L-ascorbic acid binding; peptidyl-proline dioxygenase activity; iron ion binding. The transcript has 5 exons. Gene Ontology annotation, cellular component: cytoplasm. Bases 1 to 1971 code for a protein of 656 amino acids. Lineage: Eukaryota; Fungi; Basidiomycota; Agaricomycetes; Agaricales; Mycenaceae.